Messenger RNA from Manduca sexta (tobacco hornworm), 3948 nucleotides. Its product is annotated as nucleoprotein TPR. Gene Ontology annotation, molecular function: structural constituent of nuclear pore. Lineage: Eukaryota; Metazoa; Arthropoda; Insecta; Lepidoptera; Sphingidae. Gene Ontology annotation, cellular component: nuclear pore. The record is from RefSeq and is a predicted model, not a curated record. Gene Ontology annotation, biological process: mRNA export from nucleus.
AUGUCUAUUUUACCGCCAAGUAGUGUCACCGGUUUCAAGUCUGCUACUGAGACUAGCAUUAACAUAUCUAGAGAAGAUGAUAAUAAAUCUUCCGAGCAAUUAUUCCAAAUCGUAAAAUUUUUACGCAAAGAAAAAGAUAUAGCCGUAGCGAAAUUUGAUAUAUUACAAGCAGAAACUUUGAGACUUAAGUCUCAAUUAGAAAUAGUUGAGAAGCAACUAGACGACACCAAAUUAGCUUUGGCAAAUGAAAGGGAAAAGUCAGAAGUCGGCCUUGUUACCGUAAAUAAGCAGUCGGAUAUUUUAAGAAAAGUUGAGACAUUGAAUGCUUUGACUGAUAGUAACAGGAUAUUACGGGAAGAAAGGGAUACUUUAACUAUUCGUGUUGAAGAAUUAGGUCUCGGAAUUAAAGCUGUAGAAGAACAAUUGUUGCCUCUUCAAGAGAAAAAUUCUGAUUUAACGGCCAAAAACGAAACAUUACAAUCAGAAAAUAAUUCAUUAAAAGCAGAUUGUGCAAGAUGGAGAACACGAGUUAAUGUAUUACUUGAACGGGCUAACAAAACUAGCCCAGAGGAUUGGAAGCGUCUCCAGAAUGAAAGAGAAACCUUAGCCAAAAUGCUUACGAACGAAAAAGAAAAUGUAAGAAAACUCAAUGAGGAACUCGGAGCUAUAAAGCUAGAAAAGGGUAAGCUUGAAGAACAAUAUACUGUUUUGUCUCGUCAACAUAACAUUCUAGUAGAGGAGAAUAAAAAAAUUAAUGAAGAACUCCAAAUUCUCAAAGACGAUAUGUCACGUAUUACAGAAGAUUUAACUAAAGUAAAAUCGGAAUUGUUGUCUGCAAAUGAAAAUAUUUCUAAAUUAACUGAAGAUCUUACAACUAAAGAAGCAUCUUUAAUCGAUAUUCGAAAUAAAGAGAUGCAAAUAAGGAAGAUUGCAAAAAAAUAUAAGGCUCAGUAUGAAGAUUUAGUCAAGUCUGUGGAAGAGGAAAAGAAAAAGACUGAGGGCGAAGUCGCCGCUGCCGACGCUGUAAUAUUGGAAAAUAAAAAACUCGAGGAGCAAAUGUCUGAUUUACAAGCAAAAUUAGAUGCGGAAAAAUCCAACAAUGAGAAAUUAAAGCAAGAAAUUGAAACUUUACGAACUGUGAAUUUAGAUAAAGAAGAAAAGGCCAAGCAGGUGCUGAAGCAGGCCAAGAGUAAAAUCGUUCAAUUAACUGAAUUAAAGAAUACAUUAUCUCGUGAAUUGGAUGAGUCACGCACAAAGAUAGGAGCUAUAGAACAAAGUACACGCGAUGAACAAGAUGUCCGAUUGGCGCUAAUAAAAUCACAAUAUGAAGGGCGUCUAUCGCGCUUAGAAAAAGAACGAGGCGAGGCGCAAGCUGAAAAAAAUAGGGAGGUUGAUGCGCUUCUACAGAAAGUCAAUAUGUUGCAAAGGCAGCUUGCUAAUCAAGCAUCCGCAUCUAAACAGCAAGCAACAGAUAAAACUUCGACGGAUCCGCCCACAGCUAAUAUAAAACCUAUGGCCGGUGUAGCCCAGCAAAGCGUUACAGCCAGCCGACGUGGAGGGGAGACUCCUUUGGCCUCGAUACGCCCCAUGGCGCAGGUGGGCCCCACAGCACCGCACGAUGCGCACACGACAGAGUACAUGCCAGUCUCUUCGCGCCCGUUGACACGAGCCACUUUAGCAGCUUCGACAGCACCGCCGGAAUCAACACAGGAUAUGGAUGCAAGUGAAGCCGGAAUGGGCAGUUCUGGUACAAGUGAGAGUGCACAGCCAUCAUCACACUCACAGGCUCCACAACAGGCUGUAGCAAUGGUGAUGCCGCGAAUUGAACAACCUACUGGAACCAGUUCCGCCACCGCGGGCGUGUCGCCGGCUAGCUCCGCGCCGCCAACAGCAUCAGCACCCUCCAUCCCAACUCCACCCUUAUCAAGUGCAGUGACGGUCGGCAGCACGCCCACAUCAGGUGCGGCGUCGCAGACGGCGCAGGCGUCCCAGGCGUCGACGAGCGUGAGCACGUCGCAGACGGCGGCGGGCGUGAGCACGUCGCGGCCGCCGGACGCGCGGCCGAAGCGCCGCCUGCAGCCGCGCCCGCUCGCCUCCAAGCGCACGCGCGUACAGGGAUUUGAAAGGUCUGUGGAAGUAGAGUACCAAGUGCCCACGUCUUCCCGUUGCGACCAAGAUGAUGAGGGUGUGAUAGUCGUCGAUUCCGAGGAAGAUGACGAACGGUGCACUGGAACUAUGUACAGGGAAAAUGAAGAAGAUGAAGACAUGGAGGAGGAACAAGAAGUUGAAGGAGGAGAGGAGGAAGAAGAAAUUGAAGGUGACGACGGAGAGAAUACAACGCGCCCAGAGUCGCCAGCUCAGUCGCCGGAGGCAGGCGGCUCGGGCGGCUCGGCGGCGUCGGGCGGCUCGGCCGCGUCGGGCGGCUCGGUCGCGUCGGGCGAGGAGCCGGACGAGCGCCCCGCGCUGCCCGCGCGCGACGACCACCAGCACCAGCAGAUAGAGGCCAUCAGCAGCGGCACCGAGCCGAGUGGUGCUUUGUCUCUUGGAGGAAGUGGAGGCGACGAUGGCGACGAUAGUAUCGUUCCUUCCACACCUACACUGUAUGUCCCAAGGCGCAAUGACGGGUUCGGCGAGGCGGUGUCGCCGCUGGGCGCGGGCGGCGCGGGCGGCGCGGGCGCGGCGAGCGGCGCGGGCGCGCGCUUCACGUUCGCGGAGGAGCCGCACGAGCCGCCCGCGCAGCACAGCACGCACCACGACACGCACGCCGACCUCGCGCCCGCCAUGCCGCCGCCGCAGCCCGACCGCGCCACCACAGACUCGCGACCUGAGGCAGGUGACAAUCAUGAUUGGGAGGAGUCAAGAGCAGAAGAAGAAACAACAGCUGUUAGUUCACAGGGCAGCGAACCUUCAUCACCUCAUCAGAUGGCGGAGGAAGGUCGUGAGGCGGAAGCGAGCGCGCCCGCGCGCCGCGCGCCCUCGCGCUCGCCGCUCGCGCCGCACGCGCCCGCCGCACGCCGCGCACGCCGCGCACGCCGCGCACGCCGCGCACGCCGCGCACGCCGCCCCGCACAACCACCGCUGGAUGCGCGCCGCAGACAGUGAAAGCGGACCGCGCGGCCGCGGCAUGCGACCUCGAGGACGCCCGUCACGACGGCCCCAUAGCUAUAGGUUUAACUGAUUCCUUCUUAGUGAUUUAUCCUUUUAUAUCAUAACACUAUGACAUAACUUCAUAUUAUAUUGUAAUUUUUAUUGAAUAAAUUAGUAUCGAUAAGAUUGAUAAUUAUUCAACAAUUAUUUGCAGUGUUUUUUCCUUAAGAUAUAUGUGUAAGAUUUUUUAAACAUGCUGACGACACGUUUUAACGCAACCAAAAUGUAUUAGUAAUCACGAUAUAGAUAGAACUGUGUCCUUUUAUAUACUAAUGCGCUGAAAAUUGCAAGAAGCGCGGGUAACGAAAAUGUGCGUCGUCAGCGCGUAUGAAAUAGACCGUCUGGAUAGGUUCUUUUAUUUUAUUAAAGCAAUUACUGGACAGUGAUAUAUAUGUAGGAAUAGGGAAAAAUGCUAAGUUGAGUCGUAGGGUCCAAAAUUAAAGUAAUCAAUAGGUUAAAGGCACCAAUAGGUUAAAAUAUAUUUUCCCAAUAUUUUAUUUUACAAAAUAUAUUAUAUACAUAUAUUAUUGCACUUAUCAAAACGAAGACGAUGGUUCCUCAACAAGAAUCAAAAUAUGGGAAUAACAUGUCAUUGUAUGCGACAGCAAUGCCGAAAUACAACGGACGGCCGAGAACUAAACGUGAAAUAACUUUUAUAUUUAAGAGAAUUUCAAAAUUAUUUGAACUACCAAACCGCAUCAGAUUGCGCGUCGGUGUGCUAGGUCGGUAUAUACAGACCCACAAAAUCAACACAUUAAUACAGUAGUAAGGAAACAUAGGAGUACAUUCAACUAAAACAAA